Molecule: messenger RNA, 1041 nt
Organism: Hippocampus comes (tiger tail seahorse)
Lineage: Eukaryota; Metazoa; Chordata; Actinopteri; Syngnathiformes; Syngnathidae
Gene: myoz2b
Product: myozenin 2b
Exons: 5
Coding region: 1-774 (257 amino acids)
Cellular component (GO): actin cytoskeleton; Z disc
Molecular function (GO): FATZ binding; telethonin binding; actin binding
Source: RefSeq, a predicted model, not a curated record
AUGAUUGUUUACAAGUAUCCUGCAACUGGCGACCAGUCCAGGUUGUACCCAGCCUCUCGUCCAGAAUCAGCCAAUAUAGAAACUCUAGAAACUUUGGUCAAAUCAGUGGCUAUCCAGUACAAUUGUGACGUGAUGGAUCUGGGAAAGAAACACAGCACCCCCAAAGACAUCAUGCUGGAGGAGCUGUCGUUGCUGUCCAACAGAGGCUCCCGACUGUUCAAGAUGCGCCAGAGACGCUCGGAGAAGUACACGUUUGAAAGCAUACAAAAUGAGGCCAAUGCGCAACUGAACAAUGAUAUUCUGGCCCAGAGUGCACACAUGAUUGAAAUUAAAGUGGAUGCGCCAACCAAUGAAGACACCCCAAAUCCAGAUGAGGUUGUUCCAGAUACAAACACAGAGAAGUUGAAUGCUACCUCUAUGCCCAAAUCCUACCACUCACCCUGGGAGGAGGCUAUCAGCAACGAUCCGGGCCUCGUCGAAACUUUCAAACUGAGCAUGCCCGCAAUGGACCCUCGACCAGAGCUUCCCGAGUACAAAAGCUUCAACCGGGUAGCGACCCCUUAUGGCGGCUUUGAGAAUGUGCCGCGAGGAAUCAAAUUCAAGCUUCCAGAGCUGGACCUGAACUCUCCCAAGUACCCGGAGCUCCAGGAUCCGGGAAUGAAGAGACCCACUUUCAACAGAAGCGCCCAAGGAUGGAUAUCAGAGGGCACCCACCUCAUCCUGCCCACAAUCACCCUAGAGUCCAUCCUGGUCCCCGAGUCGGAAGACCUGUGAGGAGGUCCCAUAUUGGGUUCUCCCCACACAACGGACGACGGAAUGUUUCACUCAACUAUCCCUCAGAUGAUUAGUGUGUUUGUGCUCUACAUUGGGAUAAACGUCAUGUAAAUAGAGAAUGGCAUGUGUUGCAAAUGAUCCUAUGAUAGUUUCCAGAGGUUCUGAACAUGUGAUGUAAAUAAAGAAGACAACUUGUUUGUGGAUGUCACAAAUGUGACAAAUGUGAAGAGCAAGGGUGUGAAGAAAGAUAAACCAUAUUUCCUCAAA